Molecule: messenger RNA, 4823 nt
Organism: Tripterygium wilfordii
Lineage: Eukaryota; Viridiplantae; Streptophyta; Magnoliopsida; Celastrales; Celastraceae
Product: pentatricopeptide repeat-containing protein At4g02750
Exons: 4
Coding region: 28-2373 (781 amino acids)
Biological process (GO): RNA modification
Molecular function (GO): zinc ion binding; protein binding; RNA binding
Source: RefSeq, a predicted model, not a curated record
CUUCAUUUCAAUACAACUUCUAUACAGAUGCGCGGGAGUGUCCGUGGGAGACAGUUUCACAGCAGCUGCUUGUUUUCCCAGAAAAUUCAGCAACCCAUCAGCAGACUCCAAGCCACAGAAGGCUCAAAGAAAAACCCGUACCCGUCAAAGAGAACGUUAGCCCGAAAGAAGAACAAAUUCUUCAAAAGCCAGUCGCAGGCUCGUGUCGGAUCUGACACAAAGAAAUGGAACAUGGUCAUCACCACCCACAUGCGCAAUGGUCAAUACGACUCUGCUUUUUCCGUAUUCAAUACGAUGCCACGCAGAUGCUCGGUUUCCUACAACGCCAUGAUAUCUGGGUAUUUGUUAAAUGGCCGUUUUGAUCUUGCAGGAGAUUUGUUUGAUAAAAUGCCUGAAAGAGACUUGGUUUCUUGGAACGUAAUGUUGAGUGGGUAUGUGAGGAAAUGCGACCUUUCCACUGCACGUGCCUUGUUUGAGAGAAUGCCGGAAAGGGAUGUUGUCUCUUGGAAUGCUAUGUUGUCUGGGUAUGCUCAAAAUGGGCUCCCUAAUGAGGCAAAGGAAAUUUUCAGUAGAAUGCCGGUUAAGAAUGACAUUUCAUGGAAUGCGUUGCUUUCAGCAUAUGUGCAUAAUGGAAGGAUAGAGGAAGCACGCAGGUUGUUUGAGUCGAAGAAUGAUUGGCAUGUGGUUUCUUGGAAUUGUUUAAUGGGUGGAUAUGUGAAGAGAAGUAAGUUAGUGGAUGCGAGGAGGCUUUUUGAUGGGAUUCCUGUCAGAGAUGAAGUUUCAUGGAAUACUAUGAUCACGGGUUAUGCCCAGAAUGGGGAGUUAAAGGAGGCACAAAGGUUGUUUGAAGAGUCUCCCACAAGAGAUGUGUUUACCUGGACAGCAAUGAUUUCAGGGUAUGUACAAAAUGGGAUGUUAGAUGAAGCAAGAAGAAUUUUUGAUGAGAUGCCAGAAAAGAAUUUGGUUUCCUGGAAUGCAAUGAUCGCAGGAUAUGUGCAGUCUAAGAAGAUGGACCUGGCAAGGGAGUUGUUUGAGGCAAUGCCUUGUCAGAAUGUUACUUCUUGGAAUACGAUGGUCACAGGAUAUGCUCGGAGUGGUGAUCUUGCUCAUGCGAAAAAAUUGUUUGAUAGGAUGCCUAGGCGUGACUCAGUCUCCUGGGCAGCUAUGAUUGCUGGCUAUGCUCAAAGCGGUUAUUCUGAAGAAGCUUUACAUCUUUUUGUGCAGAUGAAAAGAGAUGGGGAAAGGUUGAAUAGGUCCUCCUUUAUCUGCUCUUUGAGCACUUGCGCCAAUAUUGCUGCUCUGGAAAUGGGUAAGCAGUUGCAUGGGCAGCUGGUCAAGGCUGGGUACGAGACUGGAUGCUUCGUGGGCAAUGCACUUCUAGUUAUGUAUUGUAAGAGUGGAAGCAUAGAUGAAGCAUACGAUGCUUUUGAAGAUAUAGCAGAUAAGGAUGUUAUCUCAUGGAACACAAUGAUUGCUGGUUAUGCGAGGCAUGGGUUUGGCAAAAAGGUUCUAAUGGUUUUUGAGUCAAUGAAAGCAAUGGGUAUCAAGCCAGAUGAUGCUACUAUGGUUGCUAUUCUAUCUGCUUGUAGUCAUACUGGCUUGUUGGACAAGGGGAGAGAAUAUUUUUAUUCAAUGACUCGAGAUUAUGGAAUCACAGCAAACUCAGCCCACUAUACUUGCAUGAUAGACCUUCUUGGUCGUGCCGGCCGCCUGGAAGAAGCCCAGACUUUAAUGAAAAACAUGCCUUUUGAGCCGGAUGCUGCGACAUGGGGUGCUUUACUUGGUGCAAGUAGGAUUCAUGGUAAUACUCAAUUAGGUGAAAAGGCUGCUCAGGUAGUUUUUGAAAAAGAGCCCGAUAACUCAGGAAUGUAUGUUCUCCUGUCAAAUUUGUAUGCUGCUUCGGGUAGAUGGGAUGAUGCUGGCAAGAUGAGAAUUAAAAUGCGAGACAAAGGUGUGAGGAAAGUACCAGGGUAUAGCUGGCUUGAAGUGCAAAAUAAAAUUCAUAGCUUCUCAGUUGGGGACUGCUCCCACCCAGAAACGAAAAGGAUAUAUUCCUUCUUGGAAGAGUUGGAUUUAAAGAUGAAGAAGGAUGGUUUUGUAUCCACUACAAAGUUAAUUUUACAUGAUGUGGAGGAGGAGGAGAAGGAGCAUAUGCUCAAGUAUCACAGUGAGAAAUUAGCUGUGGCAUAUGGAAUUCUGUCUAUACCGGCUGGAAGGCCAAUUCGUGUGAUUAAGAACUUGCGGGUAUGUGAAGACUGUCAUAACGCAAUGAAAUAUAUAUCCAAGAUUGUUGGAAGACUAAUAAUCUUGAGAGAUUCUAACCGUUUUCAUCACUUUAGUGGUGGAUCUUGUUCUUGUGGGGAUUACUGGUGAUGAAGUGGAAAAGCUUGCAUGUCUCCUCUCCAAACCUGUCAAACCCUUUUAUAUCAACUUGCAUUGAAUUUUACAAGGGGAAAAAAGAGUGGAUAUUUCAUCCAUAAGAAACGGAAUCCAUAUAUUCUAUCUUCGGAAGGAUCAGUUUGUGUUUACAUGAAUUAACUGCUGACAGUUGAGUUGUGCAAAUUUCUUACGUCAAAGCUUCUGGCAUUUGAGGGAUGCCAUAAUAUCUUAUGUCCCCCCACUGGGGCCUUAUUCUGCACAGACCAAGUAAUUCAACAUGUUUUGGGAGCUUCGUUUAACAGAUGGGGCAAGAUGAGACUUCGUCUGCAUAGAAUUUCAGAAAAAUGUGAACAUGGCAUAUAUGUUUCCAUUGCAGAUGCCAUACCCCAUGGAGAAGGCAAGUCCUUCCUGGCUUCACCAUGGUUUCAAGUUUUGUUUUCAAUUCCUUGCCAAUAACAUCUGGAUGUCCAGAAUAAGUUGAAUACAUGUUUCUUUAAACGAUUCAGGUCUCUGCUAUUGAGAGAAGAAAGAUUAUCCUUGCAUCUUGGUCUUUUAAACUUAUAUCUGCCAGUAGUUUGAGCUAUAGCCAGCAACUUGAACAACUCAGAAGAGCAUUGAGAAAAAUUCUCUUGUUCCACCUGAAAGUGUAGGAUUGUGCUGCACAAAGGUUUAAUGUACCAUCUUUUAUCGCUAUGAAUUCCUGUUUGAAUUCUCUUUAGCCAUUUUUUAAUGUUUGUGCUUCAGUGUCAUUUGGCUUUAGGUAUUUCAUGUUCAGUUCUCCUUUCAAUUUUAAAGUGCUGUCCGGACAGGAAUUCAUGCUAUCCGGACAGCAGGCGCAGAUUGAGUUUUGCAAAAGAUAGGUUUUAUUUUGUAGGUUUUUAUGAUUGAGUUGUAAACACUUGUGAGAGCCGAAAAUAGAGAGAGUGCUUGAGAGAGCAAGAUAGCAAUUAGGGUGAGCUUGUUCUCCUUGUGAUUGGUGAGACUCUCAACUUGUAAUCUUCUCCAACAUAGUGAAUACUGGAUCUCUGUUACCUGUGGAUGUAGGCUUUUGCCGAAGCAUGUAAAUCUUGUGUUCUUUAACGUUUAGUCAAUCUCUACAAUUGUUCUAGCUUGGAUUCGUGAUUGGUUUAGUCAAUCUCUUGCGUGCAUAGUCUGUGGGUUUGGUUUUGCACAACAUUCUUGUCAUAUAGUGUCUAUUUGCUAUGCUUUAUCAAUUUUCUCUUUUCAAAAAUCCCAUAUUCAAAGGGAGUUCUCAUUGCACUCGUGUUCCAUGACAUUCAGUUUUGUUGUGCCUAAUAUUGUUGUUAAAUUGAAUAGUUAACCGCAACUUGUUUUCUAUAGAGGUAGCUUGUACAGAUUACUUCACCAUCCUAACAAUCAAUUACAUGAGCGGAGACGUCUGAGGAUGGCAUUUGACGCUGUGUCAUUAUGUUUUACUCAACAUAUUUUCCAAUUUUAUUUGGCAAGGAUGUCUACUUGGUGAUUUCAGCGAGAAUGACGUUUGUCUUUCUACAAUUGUUUUUUCAGGCUCGGGAUAUGCGAUUUUGGAUUGUUAUGGAUGAAGCACAGCACGUUUUUAUCUUCAAGAUCAAUGGCCGGGACAUUCAGCUGUGCUAAAUAAUUAUCUGCUUACUCCCUUGAAAUUCAAUUUGUUGGAAUGUUUCUUUGACUGGAUAAUUGGCUCCUGGACAUGCAAGUAACUAUGUCUUGGAUAACUCCUCUUCAGGCAUAGUGGAUGGCUCCUUAAGUGUUGAGAAAUGAACCUUCAGAUGAGAACUUCGGGUGGGUCGUAUUAUGAGAGCUCUGUACAUUGUGCAGUAGGAUUUCAACAUCGCAGACUUGACAUUCCAGAGUUUAUGGAUCCUGCCGUUGCAGAUAUCAUUAGGCAGUGCUGGCGGACGCGAGUAUCUUCGACUUGUUUCCUUCUCUUCUAUUUCUUAUCUUCUGCUCAAACCUGUAGAUUUACUGCCUUAAAUUACCUUAGAUUAUGCAUGGUGAAGCACAUAGAUUGCUGGGAAUGAUAGUUGAGCAUUUUAACAUGACAGGGAUCCAAAAUUGAGGCCGACUUUUGCGGAGAUCAUCGCUGCGCUGAAGCCAAUACUGCAGAAGCCGAUAACAAGUUCACAAUUGCAUGGAACAAGUGCCAGUGGACAUGAUAAAGGACAGCAAUCUCAAGCAGCAGAAGACCUGGCAAGCUAAAGUAUCAAAGCACACAGGACUCUGAAUCUCGGCUUAUUCGUCAGAAUUCGCGGGAACAUCCCGGUUACUGUUUGGAUCAAGUGUGAGAAAGAGACUUGUCCCAGAUCAUGACCCAAAGCACACUUCAAAUUAGAUGAUGUGAUUCUUUUUCUUCACAUUUUCCUUUCCCCUUCUUUUUCAUGUAGCCAUCAAAGGUUGUUUAUUUCAUAUGGUUAAAUGAAGCCACAUUAAGUUGUACAAGGAUG